Molecule: messenger RNA, 951 nt
Organism: Trematosphaeria pertusa
Lineage: Eukaryota; Fungi; Ascomycota; Dothideomycetes; Pleosporales; Trematosphaeriaceae
Exons: 2
Coding region: 1-951 (316 amino acids)
Source: RefSeq, a predicted model, not a curated record
AUGCUUCUCUGGUGCUUCCGUGCACCUUGCCUGCUUGUACUGUCGGGCGUUCUGGCCCAUGGCGCGCUGUAUCCGUGCAACGCCGACAUCCGCGGUAUCAACGCUACCGAUCACAUUACGCUGGAAAAUCCCUUCCAGACUCCAACGAACAUUUUCAGUAAUGGAUCUGGGACUUGGACGUGGACUCUCAUCACCAAGUCAUACCCAGUCGAUGACCACAACUCCACGGACCUUGAACAGCAUCUCCGCCUAACCAUCGAGCCUGAGGCCGACCUGGUCACGGAAAAGGCGUAUCUCGGGUGCGGUGCUAUUUUGCACGGCAUUUCGCAUCGCAGCAGGGUUGCUGGGCAAGAUGUUGUCGGAAGCGACGCUGUAUCGGGAUUCUGCAACAGCGCCCUUGCUCCUAGGUGUCAAGAGAUGUUGCUGAACGCCGCCAAGGGGCGCGUUUUCCACAAUCAAUUCAGCGAAUCUGACAGUGUACAACCCGACCGAGUCUGCGACCCACUGCGGAAUAUGCUAGACUUCAGUGAGAUGUCGGAAUGCAAGGACGAGGUUGGCGCAGACUGGUGGAUUGAGCCCUUCUUAUGGGCAGGCUCUCCACUGAUGCACGCUAGGUGCCCUAUCGAACCGGGUCCAAGCAACCUGACUCGAUCUGUUUAUACCUGGGGUCAGUCAUCAUACAACUCUACCGACCUCGCGGCAUACAACAACCUCACAACGCUCAUUGAGCCAAUCAUCACCGUUCUCUUUGUGCCAGGCCAUAAGGGCUUACGGGAUGACACAAAGUGGGCACAGGUUCACAUAAUGUGUCUCCGCACGGGUAGAAAUGUUACCCAGGGCAGUCAUCCCGCACCGGCUCAAGUUCCGACCUCUCGAGGUGAGGCAACGUACUUACCCUUCACUCGUCUACUUUUGGUAUGCUUUGCCGUCGCUCUUUCAUGGACUCUUUAG